AAGGAAAACAUGCCAGACUGUCUUAUGAUUAAGUAUUUAUAGUAAAGCUAUUUAUAAUGGUCACCAGAGGGAGUGGAGAUCCAGAUACCUGCAACAUGGAAACUUCAGAGCAGUCCUAGAAGAUAUUUUAAAAGCAGUUGAAAAUCUUUUCACAACUGGAAAAAACACCUGAACUCAAGUGAACCUAUCCAAGUUUCACAUGGAUUACUCCAACAGUGAUGAGGACGCAGAUGCUGACUUUGACACCCAACUCGUCAUUCAGCGGAGUUUGCUGGACAUUUACAAGCCACGGCUAACUCAGCCCACAUCAGAAGAUGAGAGAUCCCAUUCCGUUUCGAGUGCUGACCAUAAGAAGAUAGUUGAAGCAAUAGAGACAGGUGAGGAAGGUGUGUUGGCACGCUUAACCAAGGACCAGGCUGCAUUCGAUGAAGCAGAUGGGGACGGCUGGCUUCCUCUGCAUAGGGCGGCAGUGCAGUUAAACAAGAACGUCUUAGAAAUAACCCUGAAUGCUUCCAAACCCAGUGUGUGGGAACAGACCACCCACAGCGGUGAAACACCGCUCUUUUUGGCUGUCAGCGGUGGCCUCCUAGAAAAUGCCCAUUUUCUCCUUCUCAAUGGCUGCGAUCCAAAUGCUAAGAAUUUGGAAGGCAAUUCUCCUCUUCUUACAGCUGUUCUGAAAGACUCCUACGACAUGGCCACCUUGCUAAUCAGCCGUGGAGCGGAUGUCAAUCUGCGAUGUGCCAACGAGAGGACUGCUCUCCAUGAGGCUGCCAAGCUAGGCAGAUGGGACAUGGUAAAGUUGAUGCUGGCUUCUGGGGCCCACCCAGAUGCACGGAGCUCCUACGGAUUUACUCCUCUUGCCCUUGCUGCUCAAGGUGGACACACUGAAAUCAUGGAACUAUUACUGCAGAAAGGGGCUGAUGUUCACAGCCAGGCUUCUGAUUCCUCCUCCAUUUUACUUGAAGCCGUUAGAGGAGGAAAUCCAGAUUCUGUGACUCUCUUGCUAGAGUAUGGAGCUGAUGCCAACAUUCCUAAAAGUUCAGGCCACCUGCCCAUUCAUGUGGCAGCUGACAAAGGCCACUUAUUAGCUCUAAAGAUGUUGGUUCCAGUUACAGAUAUUACUGCCAUCAAGAGGAGUGGGAUAAGUCCAGUUCACUGCGCAGCAGCUGGAGCACACCCCCAGUGCCUGGAACUUCUCAUUCAGGCUGGAUUUGAUGUAAAUUUCAUGCUGGAUCAGAGAAUCCGUAAACAUUAUGAUGAUCAAAGGAAGUCAGCCUUGUAUUUUGCUGUUUCAAAUGGUGAUCUCUCUUCUGUUAAGCUGCUUCUGAGUGCUGGAGCUCUACCCAAUCAAGACCCAGUCAACUGCCUACAGAUAGCUCUCAGGAUGGGCAACUAUGAGCUCAUAAGUCUACUAUUAAGGCACGGGGCCAACGUCAAUUACUUCUGCAGAGUUAACCCUUUGCAUUUCCCAUCAGCACUACAGUACUCACUGAAAGAUGAAGUCAUGCUCAGGAUGCUGUUGAAUUAUGGGUAUGACACAGAGCGAUGUUUUGAUUGUCCUCACGGGGACAGAGUUCAUCGCUUUUGUACUUUUGAAGGCUGGACAUCUACAGUUAUUAAAGACACUAUGUUUUGUGAAGUCAUAACUUUGUCAUGGCUACAGCAUCUCUCUGGAAAAGUUGUUCGUGUGAUGCUUGAUUAUGUUGAUCAAGUUCAAAUCUGUUCAAAAUUGAAAUCUGUGCUUGAAAAACAGAAGCUCUGGUCAGAAAUACAUUUUAUCUUGACAAACCCUCGUUCUCUACAACACUUGUGUCGCCUUAAGAUCCGGAAGUGUAUGGGACGGUUCCGUCUGCGCUGCCCCGUCUUCAUGUCAUUUCUUCCACUGCCCAACUGUCUAAAAGCUUAUGUCCUUUACAAAGAGUAUGACCUUUACGGACAAGGAAGUCUUACAGGAGCCUGGUAACUGACCUAUUCUGGAGAAAAGAAGGUGUCAAUUAAGGUAAAGACUUGUAACUGGUGAAAAUGCUAAUAACAACCAACUACUGAGUGCUCAGCCUUAAACAAAACAGUCAUAAUAUCCCCCUCUGGGGCUCAAAGGACACGGCAGAAGAAGGAACAGAAAAACUGUUAAGAGUCUGGGGCUGGAGAGAUGGCUCAGAGGUUAAGAGCACCGACUGCUC
Messenger RNA from Peromyscus maniculatus bairdii (prairie deer mouse), 2180 nucleotides. The record is from RefSeq and is a predicted model, not a curated record. NCBI's taxonomy places the organism in Eukaryota, Metazoa, Chordata, Mammalia, Rodentia, Cricetidae.